Hydractinia symbiolongicarpus is the source of this 447-nucleotide messenger RNA. RefSeq lists its product as uncharacterized. The transcript has a single exon. The record is from RefSeq and is a predicted model, not a curated record. NCBI's taxonomy places the organism in Eukaryota, Metazoa, Cnidaria, Hydrozoa, Anthoathecata, Hydractiniidae. The coding region runs from base 1 to 447 and encodes 148 amino acids.
AUGGCGAUUGAAAGAUCAACACAUGUUAAUGCCUUGGAGAAGAAGAGUGGGUAUGAUUUGCCCGUUUAUGGACUGGAUAACGGUCAGUUUUAUGCAAUCCAUAUACCAGCACUGGUAUGUGUAUUUUUAAGCUUAGUCGCAGCUGUAUUGACCAUAUGUUUUUCAUUCAAACAUCAAAGAAUAUCAACAUUUUUCACUUGGACAAAAAGUGAACGGUUUGUUGUGUAUCUUGCCAUAUGUGAUGCCUUGUUUAAUAUUUUUCAUUCUAUGGAUCAUUUGCAUAUAGUCAUCACUAAGGAUCAUAUUUACCCUAAAGCUCUUUGUCAGUUUAAUGCUAUCAUGUCAGUCGAGUUUGUUCCAGCCCAGGGAUUGAUGGUAAAUAUAGUCGCUAUUAACGCUUUUGUUUUGAUUUACAUUCGUAAAAAAACUCGAUUUUGGACGUUAUGA